AUGUUCCGAAGUGAAAAAAUGUCAUUAUAUUGUAUAUUAAUGCCCCGAGAAGGGGCAUGGUAUGUCCUAAAUGAACUUGGAGAUUUAGGUAUGGUUCAUUUUGUAGAUUCGGAUAGCGAAAUUCCAUUAUUUAAUCGUCCUUAUUUUAAGCAAAUAAAGCGAUGUGAGGAAUCUUAAUAAAAACUAUAAUGGAUAGAAGAUUAAAUGUAUAAAUUUAAUGAAUUUAAUGAUACAUAUAUAUAUCUAGAUCAAUGCAAAAGCAUAGAAUAAUUUUAAAAAUAUUUAAAAAAUGAAAUAAAAUAAAUAAAUAUUUCAGAUGAAGUUUACUUUUAAACAAUUGAAAAUGAAAUUGAAUAAAGGCAUUUAUAUUUAGAUUAAUUAUUAAAUAAUUAUAAUAAUGUAUUAUACCAUAGAAAUACAUUAAUUUUAUAAAGAUUAACAUUAUAAGAGGCUUAUUAAAUAACUUUUGAUAAAAAUAUAAAAUAAUAAUAAUAAUUAUAACAAUAAUAAUAACCUGAAAAUUUAACUGAUAAAAUAUAAAUUACUUUUCUAGCUGGAGUAAUAAAUUAGGAAGACGAAAAUAGAUUUUAGAAAAUUAUUUUUAGAGCAUCAAAAGGAAAUGUAUGGUCUCAUAUAAAAAAAAUAGAUUAAAACAACUAAAAACAAGGUUUUAAAUUAAUUCCUUUAAAAGGAUUUUAACAUAAAAAGAGCAUUUUUAUAUUAUUAUAUAGUGCUGGAUAUAACAGUUAUUUAGACUUAAAACUUCGUAAAAUAUGUUCAGCAUUUAAUUCUUUUAUUUUUAACAUCAAUACCUUUUCAAUAUCUUAGGAUUUGUUUUCUAUAGAGCAACAAAUAGAAGACUGUAAUCGUACCAUAAACAUCUCCUAGAGCAGUAUUUAUGAUUAUUUUGACUAUUUUUAAAAGAAUAACGGCAUAUGUAGUACCCUAGAAUACUUUAAACUAAUACUAGAUAAAGAAAAAGCAAUUUAAACAAACCUAAACUACCUAAUAUAAAACGGUUAAUCAUUUUACAAAGGCCUAAUAUGGAUAUAAGAAUCGAACGAACAAAACAUAAUCCAGAAAUUCUCAAACUAAAAGCAAUCAAUAAUAUCUUCAGUAUAAUUCCACAGACUAGAAAACUACACAAUUUCCCCUCCAACGAAAUUUAUCUCUAACCAAUUUUUAAAUCCUUUUCAACUAAUUGUAAAUACAUACGGAAUACCCAGAUAUAGGGAAAUAAACCCUGCCUUUUUUACAAUAAUAUCCUUCCCUUUUCUUUUCGGAGUUAUGUUUGGCGAUAUAGGACAUGGCUUUUUGAUUUUCAUUUUAGGCAUUUAUUUAAUGUUCCUUUCCGAAUAAAAAUAAAAGGACAAAAACUCACUAUUAUCAAUUUUAUAUUCGACUAGAUAUAUGAUCACUUUAAUGGGUUUUUUUGCUUUGUUUAAUGGAUUUAUAUAUAAUGAUUUUAUGUCUAUCCCUUUAAAUAUAUUUAACAGUUGUUACUAAAGCCAGGACUCCUUAUAAACCCAAAAAGUGCCUGAUUGUACAUAUAAAGUCGGUAUCGAUCCAGUAUGGAGUAUCUCCUAGAACAAAUUAUAACUUUAAAACUCUUUAAAAAUGAAGACUAGUGUAAUUUUAGGUAUUUCUUAAAUGCUUUUGGGCGUAUUUUUGAAAGGUUUAAAUUCAAUUGAAUAAAUCAAUUUUAUUGAUUUUUUUUUUGAGUUUAUUCCUCAAGUAAUUUUCCUUACUUGUACAUUUGGCUAUAUGGUCUUUCUCAUAAUUCUUAAAUGGAAUUUCGACUUUACUUAAAAUACAAAUAAUGCGCCUUCUAUAUUAAAUUAUAUGCUAAAUAUAGCCUUAUAAACAAAUGGGGUAGGAACAUAACAAGAUUUAUACUAAAAUUAAAAAUACGAUUAAUAAAUUCUAUUUCUAGCGGCUAUUAUUAGUGUUCCUUUUAUGCUUUUUCCAAAGCCUAUAAUCAAUAACUAUUUAAAUCAGCGAAAAAAAUAGAAAAAUGGCUAUAUAUAAUUCGAAAAUGAGGAAAAUAGGAAUAAAGCCGAAAAAUUUCUUGAAUAAAACUUCAAAUUAAAUAUCGAAAAACAUUCUGAACAUUAAUUCAGUGAUGAAUUUGUACAUUAAACUAUAGAAACUAUAGAAUUUGUACUCGGCUCUAUUUCUCAUACUGCUAGUUAUUUGAGAUUAUGGGCACUUUCAUUAGCACAUUCAUAACUAGCGGAGGUUUUCUUCGAUAAAACUUUAAAAAAUAGCCUUAAUGAGGGAAGUACUUUUGGAUUAAUUGUUGGUUUUUUAAUUUUUGCUUUAGUAACUUUUGGUGUACUUAUUUGUAUGGAUGCUAUGGAGUGUUUUUUACAUACUUUAAGACUACAUUGGGUAGAAUUUUAAAGUAAAUUUUAUAAAGCGGACGGAUAUAUAUUUAAACCAUUUUGUUUUAAAAGUAUAUUGGAAGAUUAAUUAGAUAAAAUAUAAAAUUGA
This is a messenger RNA of Ichthyophthirius multifiliis, 2493 nucleotides long. RefSeq names its product V-type ATPase 116kda subunit family protein, putative. The transcript is spliced from 3 exons. Gene Ontology annotation, biological process: proton transmembrane transport; vacuolar acidification. NCBI's taxonomy places the organism in Eukaryota, Ciliophora, Oligohymenophorea, Hymenostomatida. The record is from RefSeq and is a predicted model, not a curated record. Gene Ontology annotation, molecular function: proton-transporting ATPase activity, rotational mechanism; ATPase binding. Gene Ontology annotation, cellular component: vacuolar proton-transporting V-type ATPase, V0 domain; vacuolar proton-transporting V-type ATPase complex.